This is a messenger RNA of Plasmodium vinckei vinckei, 3789 nucleotides long. Its product is annotated as diacylglycerol kinase, putative. Lineage: Eukaryota; Apicomplexa; Aconoidasida; Haemosporida; Plasmodiidae. The record is from RefSeq and is a predicted model, not a curated record. Bases 1 to 3789 code for a protein of 1262 amino acids. Gene Ontology annotation, molecular function: ATP-dependent diacylglycerol kinase activity. The transcript has 2 exons.
AUGGAAAAUUUUGCAUAUAUUGACAAAAAUGUCUAUAUAAAUAUUUUAAUACUAAUUUUAAAAAAUUUAAAGGAGUAUUUAUUAGGUAUAGGCAUUUUUAAAUUAAUUUUUUGUUUAUUUAUAAUAGUGUUAAGUAUACUUUUUGCGAAACGAAGUAAAAAAAAAAAAAAAAAAAUUAACAUAUAUCUACAGAUAAAUAGAAAUAAUACUAAACACAAUGAAUCAGUAAUAAAUGAUGAACAAACAUUAUAUAACGAUGGAGAGAAAGAAAAUGACCAUCAUAAAGAAGAAAAGGAAAUAGAAAAUGAAGCAUAUCACAUAACCCAUAGUUCACACAUAUUUGAUCUAAAAAUUAUAAGCACAACAGAACUAUGUAGCGUGUGCAAUGAUAAUAUAUAUGCAUUUAUUUUUAACAAGAAAAAUAUAUUUGAAUGUGUUAUAUGUAAAAAUAAAUGUCAUAUUGAAUGUGCUCCGAAUUCAAAUUUAAUGAGCUGCAAAAAUUCCAUAUUUUUUAAAAAUAAACAUAAAUUUAUAAAAAUCAAAAAUAGUUUAUGGAACGGUAAAUGUGACAUUUGUAAUAAAAAUUUGUCUUACUUCUCAUUUUCUAUAUAUGACAUAAAAUAUAUAUAUAAAUGUAUAUGGUGCAAUGAAUAUUUUCAUGGAAAAUGUAUAAAUAAAAUUAUACAUAAAAAAAUAAAUAAUGACAUUAGCAAGAAAAACACCGAUUUAAUAUGUACUUAUGGUAAUAAUAAAUUCCUUUUAUAUCCCCAUGAAAUAUUUGUUAAAGAAAAGUAUCUAUUAUAUUUUUUAAUGCAAUCCUACCAAAAAACAAAUAAAACACAAAUACAAAAGGCCGAUAUAUUACUAAAUUAUAAUGAAACACAACUGGAAAAUUAUACAUCCGAAAAUGAGUUGGUAGUACAAAAGGAGAUAGGUAAUUUUUCAAUUCAAAUACUCGAAAGCGAUAAAAAUAGGGAAUUAAUACAUUUUAAUUAUCUAAGUAAUUCUAAAAAGUAUCAAAGUUUAAUCAGUUCGAAAGUCACAGAAAAUGAUAAUAAUAAUUCAGUAGUAGACAAACAAAAUCAUACAAUACAUAUAAAUAUGCUUUUGAAUUUUUUACCUAUACAUAUACCUAUAUAUGAAAUAAAUUCCCAAAAUAAAUUUCUUCUAAUAUUUGUAAAUGUAAGAAGUGGAGGUCAAACAGGAAAAAAUUUAUACAGAGAAUUAUUAGUAUAUUUUAACCCACUACAAAUAAUAAAUAUAGAAAAUGAAUCAAGUGUUGUAAAUACCCUUCAUAUGUAUAAAGAAAUGUUAUAUCAAAAAAAAGUUAUUAUUUUCUUGUGUGGUGGUGAUGGAACUAUAAGUAUUUUUAUCGACACUCUGAUCAAAUUUUUUUCUAAUAAUCCCCCUUUUAAUAUAUAUGAGGAAAAGGAAAAUUUCCCAAAAAAAAAAAUAAAAAAUAAAAAAAUAAAUCAUAUAACUGAAAAUGCUAAUAAAAUAUCUAAUAAAGCUAUUACAUUGUUUAAUAAAUAUAUUAUGGCAACCUCAAAAGUUGCUCUAAAAAAAAGUGAUAAUAAUAAUACUUCCAAAAUGUUAUUAAAUAAAGAAAGGAAUGAAACCAAAUGUGAUAUUACCAAUAAUUGCUCCGAUACAAACCAAUCAAAACCACUUUUAGAAAAUGAAGACAUUGAUUCACAUAUUGAAGACAAGAAUAAUAUGAACAAUGAAUGCGAUGAUAAUAAUAAUAGUAGAAAGAUAAAUGACAUUGUAUUAAAUAACGGGACAAAUAUUUAUAGUGAUCUUUAUAAAAAUUAUGAUGAUAAUAUGUUUAUUAAUAGAGGCGCAAAAACCGAUAUCGGUUCAGAUGCAAGUUUAACCAACGAAAGUAUUUCAUAUAUGAGUCCAUUUCCAAAUAGUGAUUCUAUGUGUAAUAAUUUCAGAAAAAGUAUUAACAAAAAACACAAAAAAAAAUAUGUAAAUUUACUUGAAAAUUUGAAUAUAUAUAAAGACGAAAAAGAUGCUAUUUAUAUAGAUCAUACUUUGAAUGGCUCACGUAUUAAUAAAUCAUUCAUUGAAAAAUAUAAUAAUAGUUAUAGUUAUAUUUCAGGAUAUAGUAAUAAGUUUAUUGAUAUAAAUAAACCAUGGAAUAAUAGUAAUUCCUAUAUAUAUUCUCGUAGUUUAAAAAAGAAAGAAUCUAAUAACAGUAUUAAAUAUCAUGAGGAUAAGGAAAAUGAAAUCGAACAUAUACCUACAGAAACAAAUUUACAUAAUAAUAAUUCUUCAUAUUACAAAGAAAAUAGCAUUAAAAAUGAUUCAAUGAAAUAUGACAAAAGUAGCUCUAAUGAAGGUCAUUCAAAUUAUCAGGAGGAUGAAAGUUCAGACACAAGUGAAAGUUUAGAUGAAGAAGAAAUAAUACAAAAAAAAAACAAAGAAACACAACCCAAAACAAAAAAAUGGUUAAAAUAUAUUAGUAAAGAAUCUGAAAAAAUACAUAAAAAAUUUAUAAAACGAAAUAUUAGCAAAAUUCAAGAACGAUUUAAUCUAAAUAAAUCCCAAGAAAAUGAAAAUGAUACUAUAAACGACAACACCUCAAACAAUUCAGUCAGUUCAAAUAAUACAUACACAGUAAAAUCAUAUAUUGCAAAUACACCCAUAGCUAUAAUGCCCUUAGGAACUGGAAAUGAUUUAUGUAUUAGUUUAGGCUGGGGAAAAACAUAUAUUAAUAAUAUAUCUUUAUAUUUAAACAAAAUAGAACAUAGUAAAAACCAAUUAACCGAUGUAUGGAGUAUUAAGGCAUAUGAUUUGGGAAAUAAUAUUGUUCUAAAUAAUAUUUUUAUUAACUAUUUUGAUAUUGGACUUAUAUCAAGAUUAGCAUUACAUUUUGAUAAUAUACGAAAACAAUUCCCACAUUUAUUUAACAGUAGAUUAGGUAACAAACUAUUAUAUGGAGAAGUUGGAUUCAGAGAUUUAUUUUUAAAUACAUAUAGAUAUAAACUUAAUAAACAAAUCAAAUUAUAUUGUGAUGGAAAAAGAGUCAAAGUUGAUCAAGACGUAGAAAGUAUAUGCUUUAUAAAUAUACCAUAUAUUUUAGGAGGUCGUAAUAUAUGGAAAAACGAGAAUUUGCAAUAUUGCUAUUAUUCUGAUUUUGAAAAAGGAUAUGAUGAAAAUGAAACCGAUCAAAUAAAAAAGAAAAAGAAAUUAACAAAAAAAGCAACAAAAGCAAAAAAAAAUAUACACACCAAUAAAUCAACGAAUACACAAAUACACACAUCUGAUAAUAAUUAUGAAAACAACUCAUAUACACAAUCUUUAAAAAAUGAAUUUCAUAACGAUGAAGAUAUAAAUGUUCAAAGAGAAACAUCUAAAAGUUGCUCAUAUAAAUAUCCUGAACAAAUUAUGUAUGAAGAAAUGAAAGAAAAUAUAAAACACAUAGACGAUGAAACUAACACAACUGAUUAUAGUAAUAUAUACAAACCACAUAAAUCAUAUCUUUAUAAACGCAAAAAAAAUUUUCAAACGUUCAAAAAACAACAAAUUGAUGAUAAACUUAUUGAAGUUUUUGGAAUUAAAAAUAUGUUUCAUUUGAUUCAAAUACAUUUAGGAUUAUCUAGCCCAAUAAAGUUAUGCCAAGGGCAUGAACUUUUUAUUAAAAUAAGUAAAAAAUUUAUUCGAAAUAAUAAAAUGUAUUUCCAGUAUGACGGAGAACCCGUUUUUAGUAAAAUUUACAAAUUGCAUUUCACACACAAAUGCCAAUGUUUGUUUUUGUCUCCAAAUCCCCCCAUUCUAUAA